This is a messenger RNA of Didymodactylos carnosus, 390 nucleotides long. NCBI's taxonomy places the organism in Eukaryota, Metazoa, Rotifera, Eurotatoria, Philodinida, Philodinidae. The record is from the annotation of a GenBank genome assembly.
AUGUGUCAAGCCCGAAAUCAGGUGAGACGGAACCUCAAUUGGCGGAAAUCAGUGGUCGGAUUACGUGCCGGAGUACAGGCCACAUUAAGUACUAGUUUAGAUGCCAGACAAGAAGCCACAGUACAGGGCGUAUUGAAAGCCAAGAACAUCGGAUCGGAUUUUGGAAUAUGUUCGGACUCGAAUGAAACUGAAAGACAAGCUACUAGAGAACAAGCUGAUCGUGCCAUGAAAUAUGCAAAAGAUGUAAUUCGUGAGGGUGAGGGUGAGGGGGCUGAUGGUGAGGCUCUAAAGGCUCCUCUAUCACCCAUAACAAAAUCAACCUCACAUAUAAGUGGAAAUCGGGAGAUAUUCAAUUUCUUUAUUGUAAAGUUACUAAUGGCUCAUGAGUGA